Tachysurus vachellii is the source of this 1737-nucleotide messenger RNA. It is a transcript of the gene slc25a11, whose product is annotated as solute carrier family 25 member 11. The record is from RefSeq and is a predicted model, not a curated record. Bases 153 to 1073 code for a protein of 306 amino acids. Gene Ontology annotation, cellular component: mitochondrial membrane. Gene Ontology annotation, biological process: phosphate ion transmembrane transport; oxaloacetate transport; malate transmembrane transport. Gene Ontology annotation, molecular function: antiporter activity; succinate transmembrane transporter activity; malate transmembrane transporter activity. NCBI's taxonomy places the organism in Eukaryota, Metazoa, Chordata, Actinopteri, Siluriformes, Bagridae. The transcript has 8 exons.
CAUUGUUGACGUGCGCGCACCCUGUUCACGUGACCACAUGUUGUGCUUCUGAUUGGCUCAGACGUUUUACGUGCGCGCUCGCCGGUGUGUCACCUUGCUGCUCAGGUUUUAAGUGUCUCAGACGCCUCAGAAACAUAAAGCAGUGCAGCAGAAUGGCGUCGGGGGCAGUGAACCCGAAAAGCUCCCCAAAGUCCAUCAAGUUCCUGUUCGGCGGCUUGGCGGGGAUGGGGGCUACAGUGUUUGUUCAGCCGCUGGACCUGGUGAAGAACAGGAUGCAGUUGAGCGGUCAGGGUUCGAAGGCUCGGGAAUAUAAGACGAGCUUGCACGCUGUGGCCAGCAUCCUGCGCAAUGAAGGAGUCCGGGGCAUCUACACAGGUCUCUCGGCCGGUCUCCUCAGGCAGGCGACCUACACCACCACUCGUCUGGGGAUUUACACGAUAUUGUUUGAGAAACUGACAAAAGCAGAUGGAACUCCUCCCAAUUUCUUUAUGAAGGCGCUUAUCGGGAUGACGGCCGGAGCCACAGGAGCGUUUGUCGGCACUCCGGCCGAAGUGGCGCUCAUUCGCAUGACUGCAGACGGACGACUUCCCCCUGAUCAGAGGAGAGGUUACACAAACGUCUUUAAUGCUCUCAUCCGAAUCACCAGGGAGGAGGGAGUCACAACACUGUGGCGGGGCUGUGUACCCACCAUGGCCAGGGCAGUAGUAGUGAAUGCAGCACAGCUGGCUUCUUAUUCCCAGUCUAAGCAGGCUUUAUUGGACACAGCUUAUUUCUCUGAUGACAUCCUGUGCCAUUUCUGUGCCAGUAUGAUCAGUGGGCUCGUGACCACAGCCGCCUCCAUGCCAGUCGACAUAGCUAAAACCAGGAUUCAGAACAUGAGGAUGAUCGACGGCAAGCCAGAGUACAAGAACGGACUCGACGUAUUGAUUAGGGUGGUGAGGAAGGAAGGCUUUUUCAGCUUGUGGAAGGGUUUCACACCGUACUACGCCCGUCUCGGCCCUCACACUGUCCUCACCUUCAUCUUCCUCGAGCAGAUGAACAAGUUCUACCGGAUCUACUUCCUGGACUCAUAGAGUCCUAAUGGGAACUCGCACAGCUCGGGUCGGCUGAGGUUCUUAGCCGCUUGGGGGUCUCUCUCUCUCUCUCUCUCUCUCCCUCUCCCCCCCCCCCCCUCUGUGUGUGUGUGUGUGUGUUUGUGUCUGUCUUGUGUUUUCUAACACACUCUCCUUGACUUCCUCUGACUCAGAGUUGUGUAAUGAUGAUAUUGAAGGUCAGGUGAGUGAGUAAGCUCUUCCAGCGCUCCUGACUAGCUCUGGUGUUAGGUUUAGGUAGCUAGGGGAGAGUAACAUGUGGGAGUGUUGAUGAAGGGGAAGUCAUUCAGGGUGUGUUGGAACACUGCAAGUCUUAUGUUCCUACUCAUGGUCCCAUCGUCCGCCGUGUGUCCUCCAAGUUUGUUUUCAGACUCGGCUCAGAACCCUACGCCGCUUAUCGGACUUUCAGAAGGUUGUGUCUUGUACAGGAAGCUACACACUGACACAGUUCUCAAUUUAUUUUCUGUCCUUAAAUUAAAAAGACUACAUCUGAAUUUGUGUGAAUCCAGUCUUAGUGAUGAUGAGUGUGUGUGUGUGUGUGUGUGUGUGUGUGUAAGCUAACGACAGAAUGCUAUAGAAAUCUCUCUCUCACUCUCCCAAUGUCUCUCAUUUAUAGUGAAAAUCCUUAUUAAAGAAGGUUCUCUGA